AUGCGGUCCACAAUAUUCUUGAAGUUGGCGCUUCCGCUAACGUUCAUCAUAUGCUACACGAUAUUCUACCUCUAUGAGCCGCACGGGAGCAUCGGUCUCGUAUUCUAUCAACGAGAAUGGAUACAGCGCGAAAUACUCCCGCUAUCUCCACUUGGAGGAUGCUUUGAGCCCGAGCGAGUCAGUCCACUGUACAAUAUCAGUGACGCCGUGUAUGGCGGGAAACGCUUUGAGGUUCAGGCAGGGAUACCAACGCGGAUGGGUAUGGACUGCUACGAGUUUGCAGGAACGGUAAGGUUUGCAGAAGGGGAGUGGACGGAAGAAGAACGGUAUAUUCCACCAGAGGAGCGAGCGCAGUUUCACACAUAUUGGCGCGUCGAUCUCGCGGCCCUCGGUGAGAGACAAGAGUACAUGCUAAAGUCAUUCUUCGCUACGCAAGAUCUUCCCCGCUCUCGUCUAAUACUCUGGUCGAAUGGCGACCUAUCACUCAAUCCGGUCGUGCAAAAAUAUCUCGAGCUGUUCCCCGACUCCUUCACACUGCAAAUAGUGGAUAUACCUAAAUUAGCCAAAGGCACGGCAAUGGAGGAUCACCAUUUGCUCAACCUCGAGGACAAGAAGGCAUGGGUGGACGGGGACCUCGUCCGAUUACUUGUCACCUGGACACAUGGUGGUGCUUGGAUAGACAUGGAUAUGCUCCUAAUUCGAGACCUUUCCCCAUUACUUGAGCACGAGUUCGUAACGCAAUGGGACUGUUACGACAAGAUUUACCAACCAUUUAAUGGCGCGCUCAUGCAUUUCCGCAAGCACUCGCCUUACCUCUGUGAAGCCUUCCAUCUCAUGGCACACAGCACUCCGCCACGUUCUCCAAGCACCGACUGGGGCUCAGUUCUUUACCUUCGGCUGUGGCGGCGCCUCCUUAACGAAUCCAUACCCCCCUUCAAAAUUCUACCCUUCUGCUUCUCCGACCCUCUGGUGUGUCGUCUCGACAACAGAGCGCCAGACCCAUUUGAGCCUGAUCGCAGAGACGGGAAAUGGACAGGCAGACCUGGGGAGGGGCUUGAGGAGGGCGGAGCGCUGGAUAGGGCGCUAGGGAAAAUAUUUGCCGUGCAUUUGCAUAAUCGCUGGGAUAAGCUGUUUCCCAACGGUGGUUGGGUGGAGCGGCUGCUGUUGCGGCGACAUGAGGAGGAAAUGAAGAAGAAGGUGAAAAUAGACGGUGAACUCUGA
Suillus paluster is the source of this 1221-nucleotide messenger RNA. RefSeq names its product glycosyltransferase family 32 protein. Gene Ontology annotation, molecular function: hexosyltransferase activity. The record is from RefSeq and is a predicted model, not a curated record. Gene Ontology annotation, biological process: glycosphingolipid biosynthetic process. The transcript is spliced from 2 exons. NCBI's taxonomy places the organism in Eukaryota, Fungi, Basidiomycota, Agaricomycetes, Boletales, Suillaceae. The coding region runs from base 1 to 1221 and encodes 406 amino acids.